AUGUACAACAACCCCAUCAUCCCCGGGUUCAACCCGGACCCCUCCAUCAUCCGCGUCAACAAGGACUACUUCCUCGUCACCUCCUCCUUCGAGUACUUCCCCGGGGCCCCAAUCUACCACAGCACAGAUCUAAUCCGCUGGUCAUUGAUCGGUCAUGCCCUAACAAAACCCAGCCAGCUGCAGAUCCACACUCCCGAGCCCGGCGGCGGGAUCUGGGCAACAACCCUGCGCUACCACAAGGGGACCUUUUACAUCAUCGCCGCCGGUUUCGAGCGGUAUCGUCCCCAGGAGGACGACCGGGUCUGGCCGCGAGGAUUCUACGUCAAGACGGAGAACAUCUGGGACUCGAAUUCGUGGUCUGAUCCCGUGUAUUUCGACCAGGUCGGGUUCGACCAGGAUCUUUUCUGGGACGACGACGGAACCGUGUACCUAUCAUCAACAUACCGCAAGCUCACGGGUAACUCCACCUCCGAGCCGAGGCUGAUCCGCGAAUCGGCCUCCGGGGUGGCGGAGGGAUCGCAUAUCUUCAAGCGGGGAAAGUACUACUAUCUCUUCACGGCGGAGGGGGGCACCGAGAGCGGGCACUGCGAGUGGGUUUGUCGGAGCGAGGUCAGUCCGUUCGGACCGUGGGAGGUUGGGCCGUGUAAUCCACUCUGGCGGAAUGGGGUAGACGACGAGGUACAGAAUACCGGGCAUGCGGAUCUGGUCGAGGACGCGCAGGGGAACUGGCCGGUGUGGAAGGAUGGGGGAUGGGAGGAGUCGGUUUUUGGUCGGGAGACGUUCCUCGUUCCCAUGGAGUGGAGGGAUGAUUGGCCGAUCAUUAAUGGCGGGCAGAAGGUCACUCUCAAGUCUGGGCCAGGGCUUUAUGAAUAUGAGCCACCAGUGGCGUGGAGGGACGACUUCUCCAAUCCCAAGCUCCAGCUGGGCUGGUAUAGAAAGAACACACCCAUAAAAAUCGACUAUUCUCUUACCGAGCGGCCAAACCAUCUGCGCCUGCACGGCGGCCCAUACAACCUCUCCUCACCGGCCAGCCCAACUCUCUUUCUAAGGAAGCAAUCAUCUCGUCACUGCACCUGGGAGACCCGACUAUCUUUCCAACCCGCUUCCAUCCACGUAGAAGCCGGCACAGUGGUCUACUGGAAUUACUUCACCAACAGCUCGAUCGGCGUCCGGCUCUCCCCGAAAGGAAACCGUAUCGUGCGCUUUCGACCGGCGGAGGGCGAGGUCGUUGACAGGGAGGUGGGCCCAAGCUCCGACAUCAUCUUCCUGAUCGAAUGCGGAGAUAGGUACAGAUUCGGAUUCAAGGAGGCCAGCGAGGCCGGCGAAUCUCCGACGCAGUGGAUUGGGGCGGUUGCGAAUAGCGUCAUGACCAGAGCACCUCCAGUCGGGGCGCGGUUUACAGGGAUGAUGCUGGGAUUGUACAGUUAUGGCGAGUUGCAAAAGUGUCUCGCUCCCGCUGAUUUUCAUUAUGCUGAGUUUCGGUGA
Messenger RNA from Aspergillus novofumigatus IBT 16806, 1485 nucleotides. Its product is annotated as glycoside hydrolase family 43 protein. Gene Ontology annotation, biological process: carbohydrate metabolic process. NCBI's taxonomy places the organism in Eukaryota, Fungi, Ascomycota, Eurotiomycetes, Eurotiales, Aspergillaceae. Gene Ontology annotation, molecular function: hydrolase activity, hydrolyzing O-glycosyl compounds. The transcript has 6 exons. Bases 1 to 1485 code for a protein of 494 amino acids. The record is from RefSeq and is a predicted model, not a curated record.